AUGCCUUCCCACCGUCUCAGCCUACCGGAUAAUAAUCAUCCUGUACCUAUUGCACCAGCCGUGUUUGGUCCAGAGAUGGAACCACAGAUGUUACGGAAUGGGUUUACACAGACUCCCCCGGACAUGGCCAUUCCCAUCACCCCAAUGAUGCCCCAUAUGCCACAGAUGGAGAAUUUCAUACAGAUGCACGGAACUCCCUACGACCACGAAAGUGACAACCAUUUUCUAGCCAUGAGUGGUGCUCCAACAAGCAUGAUCGAUUUCGACACCUCUAAUAUCCUCACUGAUUUCAUGAGCCCUCCCGGGGCCAUCCUUCACGACCCCAAUGACCAAUUCUUGGUGAAUGGGAAGAUGGGAAUGCAAAGCCCUAACCAGCUGCCUUUACCCGUGCACAUGCCAGACGGGUCGACCCCAUUUGCACUGCGAUUGGACCUAGGAAGUCCAAACCAUCAUAUGCCAUACAGACCUCCUGCAGGCCUUUCCCCUUCCAAUUCCUCCACGACAAGUGGACUCCAAGAACCUGACGCGGUGUUGGCCGCACACCACGCUUGGCCCUUCUUCCAAUGCAAUCGUGUGGAGAAAUAUUCCUUCGCUCCCCCCAAGACUGCUGCCAUCUAUCUUGAAGGUCUUGCUCAAACACUGCGGAAUCAGGCCACAUGGACCGCAUGGACUGUUCAACUAGAUGAAUCCUCGUUGGACAUCUCGACCGAGCGAAAGAUUGCUACCGACCAAAUUGUCGGUUGGUCCAGAGAAAAGCUCCUCGCUAUUACCCAAACAUUUCUUCAUAAGGCUUUGGAUAUCCACAAGGCCGACCACGGAGCUCGAGAGGAUACCCCGUCAAGCCCUGGUUCCAGUCGAGAUGCAUUCUUGAUGCUACCUCCUCCGGAUGUCAUGCAAUAUUUCUUGAGAAGUUAUGUGGUUCGCUAUGAGCCCUACUACUCAUCAGUUCCCGCAGGACGACUAGACCCCAAUGCCUUCAUGCAAUCUAAUAAUAGCAAGGCAGCAAGCUUGCUGAUCCUCCUCAUGGUCGCUUCUGGAGCUUCGGCAACCGCCACGGUCGAAGCCAGAUACGUUGCCAGUGGCUUGACCGAAGCUUGCCGCCUUUCCCUCUUUGAUAUGAUCGAGAAGGAUGUUCUUCAGUCUCGUGAAGUCUUGGUGCUUCGAUCAGCUCUCUUGUUUACCUGCCUCGCUGCCUGGUCGGGUGAUAAAUGGCACAUGGAUAUGGCCAUGGGCCAACGUGGCAUGUACCUGGCAAUGCUUGCUCACUCGGGGAUGCUCGAGGCCGCUGACUCGCGCACCGACAUCGACAAGUGUAAGCAAGAUCCAGAAAAGGCAUGGGCAGAUUGGAAAGAACAUGAAGGCAAACACAGACUCGCACACUCUUGGGUUAUUGUUGAUCAAGAGAUGAGUCUCUUCUCGGACACAACCCCAUUGUUAUCAGUAGUCAACCUCCAUGCGCCCAUGCCGGACUCGGAUGACCUUUGGCAUGCUGAAUCUGCAACCGACUGGCUCGAAUUGUUCGAGAAGGUUCAUGGCUCAACAUAUCAAAGUCCUGCAUCAGUACGAGACUUUUUCACCAGCUUUGUCGAUGGCGACCUUGCUGGCAAAGAGCUGUCACCGACUCAACUUCGCCUGCUCUUGCACCCCCUUCAAGCCCAGGUGUGCCAACUACGUCAAUUCAUCGCUUGCCUCCCUGACGGUGGCAGCCAUGCCAAAGCAUCUCGCACCGUGUCCAAAGCCGCGACCAAGGCUCGAUUAGAAGAGAUCUCUUCUCUUCUGCAGCAUUGGUAUACGAUCAGCAAGCAAAGUUUCUCCGGGAACAAGGGGACAUGCUGGACGACGUGCGCCAACCUUAUCAUGUAUCACCUAAUCUCUCUCAAUGCCAUCACAAGUUUCAAGGACAUUGAGCAAUUUGCACGACGCGAGGUCGCCCUGGGCCCGUUCCGAUUCGCAUCUUGGCUACAGAUGCGUUGUAUAGACCAGCCUGAAGAAGCAUAUUUCCAUUGUGGACAGAUCCUUCGCCUGAUCCGGUCAAUGCCACGACCAGUCCGACCACCGUGGUGGUCUGGUGCUGUUUAUCGCGUCGCAUUGACGGGUUGGGCAACCAGCAUGGCGGGAGGAAGUGGACGCUUCUCGCCCACUCAACCCCAGGCCGAACCAGACAGGCCAUUUGCCAUUGAUGACCUCACUCCAGAAAAUGAGGCCAUUUCCCGGUACAUGAAGUACCAGGAAGGCACGCCGAUGUUGUCGAGGUCAGAUGGGUCUCUGGCCCCAAUCGAGGUUCCUUCCAAUGUACUUCAACACUGUAUUGAGGUACUGGAAGAUGACUCGUCGAUGCGCUUGGCGGAUGGCAUCAAACGCAAACUUCGACUGUUCAUGGCAAGCUGGAAAGAUCAUUGA
This is a messenger RNA of Rhinocladiella mackenziei CBS 650.93, 2400 nucleotides long. RefSeq lists its product as uncharacterized. NCBI's taxonomy places the organism in Eukaryota, Fungi, Ascomycota, Eurotiomycetes, Chaetothyriales, Herpotrichiellaceae. Gene Ontology annotation, biological process: DNA-templated transcription. The record is from RefSeq and is a predicted model, not a curated record. Bases 1 to 2400 code for a protein of 799 amino acids. Gene Ontology annotation, molecular function: DNA binding; zinc ion binding. The transcript has 4 exons.